AUGGGUUAUAAUCGCUUCGGUGGCAAUUUCCAAGAGUUCCCUGAAGAGAGCUUUGCGAACGAGCUCGCGCAAGCAAUACCAAAAAGUUCCGAUAGGCUCUCAUUCAAUAACACCUGGUAUAGCUCGCCUCUCGAAGACCCCGAAGUGUACCGUAUGAAGGAUAAGAGCUAUGCCCUUGACACCUACAGCGACCUUGCAGAUAUCCUCGCGCGUGUCGCGGAGGAUCAUGGUCGUAUGAAGGCAGCGCUGCUCAAGAAAGGGUUCUUGGCUGAGUCUGAGGACGAGGAAUCGGAAGAGGAGAAUGUGUUUGCUAUGGAUUAA
Messenger RNA from Penicillium robsamsonii, 321 nucleotides. RefSeq lists its product as uncharacterized. The coding region runs from base 1 to 321 and encodes 106 amino acids. The transcript is spliced from 2 exons. The record is from RefSeq and is a predicted model, not a curated record. Lineage: Eukaryota; Fungi; Ascomycota; Eurotiomycetes; Eurotiales; Aspergillaceae.